CUCCUCCUCCUCCUCUCCCGCUAGUCCUAGCCGCCGCCGGCCCGCCGCCCGCUCCGCUCCUCGCAGCCUCCGGGACCCGCAGCCAUGGCCGACAUCAAGACGGGCAUCUUCGCCAAGAACGUGCAGAAGCGACUCAACCGCGCGCAGGAAAAGGUCCUUCAGAAGCUUGGGAAAGCUGAUGAGACAAAAGAUGAACAGUUUGAAGAAUAUGUCCAGAACUUCAAACGGCAAGAGGCAGAAGGUACCAGGCUUCAGCGAGAACUACGGGGAUAUUUAGCAGCUAUCAAAGGCAUGCAGGAGGCCUCGAUGAAGCUCACCGAGUCGCUGCAUGAAGUCUACGAGCCGGACUGGUAUGGGCGGGAAGAUGUGAAGAUGGUUGGUGAGAAAUGUGAUGUCCUGUGGGAAGACUUCCAUCAAAAACUAGUAGAUGGGUCCUUGCUGACACUGGAUACCUAUCUGGGCCAAUUUCCUGACAUAAAGAAUCGCAUCGCAAAACGCAGCAGGAAGCUGGUGGACUAUGACAGUGCUCGCCACCAUCUGGAAGCUUUGCAGAGCUCCAAGAGGAAGGAUGAAAGUCGAAUCUCUAAGGCAGAAGAGGAAUUUCAGAAAGCACAGAAAGUGUUUGAAGAGUUUAACGUUGACUUACAAGAAGAGUUACCAUCGUUAUGGUCAAGACGAGUCGGGUUUUACGUCAACACUUUCAAAAACGUUUCCAGCCUCGAGGCCAAGUUUCAUAAGGAAAUCGCGGUGCUUUGCCACAAAUUGUAUGAAGUGAUGACGAAGCUGGGCGACCAGCACGCUGACAAGGCCUUUACCAUUCAAGGAGCUCCCAGCGAUUCUGGUCCUCUCCGCAUCGCAAAGACACCGUCACCGCCCGAGGAGCCUUCGCCCAUCCCGAGCCCGACAGCUAGUCCCAAUCACACGUUGGCACCUGCGUCUCCUGCACCAGCAAGGCCUAGGUCACCCUCACAGACAAGGAAAGGGCCUCCCGUCCCACCUCUGCCUAAAGUCACCCCAACAAAGGAACUCCAGCAGGAGAACAUCAUCAGUUUCUUUGAGGACAACUUUGUUCCGGAAAUCAGCGUGACAACACCUUCGCAGAACGAAGUCCCUGAGGUGAAGAAAGAGGAGACAUUGUUGGAUCUGGACUUCGACCCUUUCAAGCCUGAGGUGGCACCUCCUGGUUCUGCCGGAGUGACCCACUCCCCCAUGUCGCAGACAUUGCCCUGGGACCUAUGGACGACUGAUUCUUCAAAAAGUCUUUCCCUGUGUAACCUGAUCAUGGAGGAAACUCCAGACAGUGGGUUGGCCGAAGAAAUUCAAAGAUCUCAGAUUGACCUAGGUGCAUUUAUUUGGGACCCUGAUGCUAGUACAGAGAGAGUCAGCCAGGAAAUUACCCAAGGUGGGUCUCAGGAGGACUCUUCAUAUCUCUCUGAAGCAGAGCAAAACAUGGGAUUAUCCACUGGAAUUCCCUCUUCUGCUGACUGGCACACUGUAGCUGAACAGGGUGAGCAUGUCAUGGGGCCAGCCUCUCCAUGUGGAAAUGAACAGCUGGACCCAAAGCCUGUGCCUGAAGCUGAAUUUGUCACAGUGGCUGGUAUGGAGAUGGAGCGGCCUCAUGAUUUAUCUGCCUCAGAGAUGGCAGCCACAGAAACUGGUGGCCUGGUCAGAGAAGGUCAAGAAGAUGUUAAACAGUCAGAAGAAGAGGAAGAGAAAGAGAAGAUAGAAGAUUCUAUGUGGGCAGGUGUGGAGACAUGUGAAAAGGCUUCUGGUGGUACAUUUAAUGGAUUCACCCAGCCCCAGGACACUUCAUUAUUCACAAUGCAGACAGACCAGAACAUGAUCUGUAACUUGGCUGAAUCUGAGCAGGCUCCGCCCACAGAGCCGAAAGCAGAGGAGCCCCCUGUCGCUGCCGCACCUGCUGUUGGGCUGGACUCUGGACCGGACGCCCAGGCUGAGGAGCCAGUGGAGGGGGCAGUGGUCCUACCUGGAACGGAUGCCGACAUGACUGUUGGAACCUCCGUGUCGGCCACCGAGGAGGCCCUAGGGGAGGAAGCAGAGACGGAGAAGGCAGCUCUGCCUGCUGGGGAAGGAGCAGCUUUAGAGGAGGCCAGGACUGACACUGACACCACGCAGGCUGCAGAAAGUGACAGAUCGCAACCGGAAGAGCCAGAAGCAGCAGCCCCUCAGGAGAAGGUCAUCCCUUCAGUCGUCAUAGAGCCCGCCUCCAACAAUGAAGGGGAGGGAGACCACGAAGCCCCCGCAGGUGCAGAGCCCCUGGAGACCCCCGCUGCCGCGGCUCUUCCCGGUCCCACCAGUGAGCUGCCAGAGCUGGCCGCAGAGCCCAAGGAGGGCGAGGACCCCCAGCCGCUGCCCUCGGCUCCAUCUGCAAGCGAGGCGUCUCAGGAAGUGCCUCCGGGCUUCCUCUACAAGGUGGAAACACUACAUGAUUUUGAAGCAGCAAAUUCCGAUGAACUUACCUUACAAAGGGGUGAUGUGGUGUUGGUGGUCCCCUCAGAUUCAGAAGCUGACCAGGACGCAGGCUGGCUGGUAGGAGUGAAGGAGUCAGACUGGCUUCAGUACAGAGACCUUGCCACCUACAAAGGCCUCUUUCCAGAGAACUUCACUCGGCGUCUGGAAUAGGGCCACGAAUAUUGUAGAAAGAGCCUGGUUAUUGGGUUUUUAAACCUCUGUAAAAACCCGAAGAGUUCACUUUUGCUAUUCCACUCUUAAUGAUUUACAGGCUGGUGCCAGACAAAGCUUGGAAAGAUAUUAUCAAUGGAGCAUGUGUGCAAAAAAAAAAAAAAGAAAAAAAAAGAAAAAAAAAACCCACGUAAAUUACAGAAAAAGUCCUCACCGGUCCCCACGUUAUCCAUAGCAGUUUUCUUUGUGCUUUGUCCAAGCUGUGGAAACUCCUGUACUUGUUCCCCUCCCACCAGUUCUACAGUAGCUUUCUCCAGACCAGAACCUUCAUUUCUUUGCACCCAAGUGUAUGGUCCUGAGUGGCUGCCCUGCGGAAGACGUGCCGAAUUAUCCUGUAGUCCGAGAUUCUCUUCUUCCCCGCACAGGUGUGAGCACGUGCUCUCUCUCCCUGUCAAGUUGACUGUGUUUCCACCUCGACGGCUGCACAAAACGUUCUUUCUUGACACCUCUCUCCCUCUCCCUCUCUGUAUCUGGGCACACAGGUCCACAUGCUAGCUCCCAGCCCUCCGAUCUAUGUGUAUGCACAAAACUACAUACACAUAGUUGCUUCCUUUCGUUCAUUGCAGCUCUUUGCCUCUUGAGUGUCAGUGAUACAUGCAUUGCUCUUGCUCCGUCUGGCAUUACAGUUGCCGUUCUGCCUCGGGGCAACACCAGCCAUCCCAUUGCCAAAACAGUCGCCAGUAUCUGUAUUUCGUAGUGUGCAUUUGUCAGGAUGCAAUGACAGAUCGCAUGUCAAGGCUGCUGUCCCCUUGGGAGAAAGCAGAGCCUCAUUAGCUAGGUGUCCAGCUGUUGUGGCUGGAGGUAAGCUGGUCGGGAUGAGCGGCCACGUAGCGCUACCCUCUGCCUUUCAAAGAUUGGCUGGUUGAUGGGGCAUCGAAGUCCACCAUCAAAGAACACUAUAAAAAAAAAAGCUCCUAUAUAUUUCCAACUCUAUAUUUAUGCAACUCAUCUUCCCAGAUCGUCCUACAAUAAGAUAGGUGAUGUAUGCUGUAUUCACAAAUCAUCUGUAACAGUUGUUUUCAGUGCUGUGUCAUUCCAAAUAAACUUUUGGUAAUCUCCAGCAA
This is a messenger RNA of Ailuropoda melanoleuca (giant panda), 3767 nucleotides long. It is a transcript of the gene AMPH, whose product is annotated as amphiphysin. Lineage: Eukaryota; Metazoa; Chordata; Mammalia; Carnivora; Ursidae. Gene Ontology annotation, cellular component: cytoplasm; plasma membrane; synaptic vesicle. The transcript has 21 exons. The record is from RefSeq and is a predicted model, not a curated record. Gene Ontology annotation, molecular function: protein binding; phospholipid binding. Bases 85 to 2643 code for a protein of 852 amino acids. Gene Ontology annotation, biological process: synaptic vesicle endocytosis.